AUGGUUCGAGCGCAGCGGUUUGAGAGGGCGUCGGCUCGAAGGAACAGCUGGCCCGCCAAGCGCAAGCCGUUGAAGAAGGAUGUGCCCAACAUCGUGGUGAUCAUGAACGAUGAUGUGGGCUUCGGAGCUCCCGACACAUUCGGCGGACCGAUCCACACCCCGACGCUGUCUAAACUGGCCUCUCGGGGUGUGGCCUACAACCGCUUCCACACCACGGCCAUCUGCUCACCCACGCGCGCCUCCGUGCUUACGGGCCGGAACUCCCACAACAUCGGCGCGGGGCAGAUCACCGAGGCAGCAGCAGGCUUCCCCGGCUACACGGGCACCAUCCCGAAGUCGGCGGCGACCGUGGCAAAGGUCUUGUCCGGCUAUGGCUAUGAUACUGCAGCCUUCGGAAAGUGGCACAACACCCCAGUCGACAACUUAUUCAAGACAGGGCCGUUCGACCAGUACCCUACAGGCCUGGGCUUCAGCUACUUCUACGGCUUCAUUGCCGGCGAGACGUCGCAGUACGAGCCGCGCCUCUUCGAGAACACCAACCCGAUCGAGCCUCCGUACACCCCAGAGGAGGGCUACCACUUGACGGAGGACCUUGCGGACCAAGCUGUGAAAUUCAUCCGCAACAACCGCGCGCUGACGCCGGACCGGCCUUUCUUCAUCUAUUUCGCACCUGGCGGCACACAUGGCCCCCACCACGUGCACAGUGAGUGGGCCGACAAGUACAAGGGCAAGUUCGACAUGGGCUGGGAGAAGCUCCGAAACAUCACCUUCCAAAAGCAGAAGGCCAUGGGCUGGAUCCCGGACACUGCGGAGCUGACCGAGAUGGACCCAACCAUGGAGAAGCAGCUUCGAUGCAAGAAGUGCGUGAAGCUAAUCCUGCCCGAAGCAAGGCGGGCAUCCUUCAAAGACCUGCCCUUGGCUUUGACCCUGAAAGCGUCCAAUGUUUUCGAGACAACGUGA
Molecule: messenger RNA, 960 nt
Organism: Symbiodinium natans
Lineage: Eukaryota; Dinophyceae; Suessiales; Symbiodiniaceae
Source: the annotation of a GenBank genome assembly